AUGCGUUUCUCAAAUUUCUUUUGGGCUUGUUCAAGUCUUGGCUCCAUCACACUGAGCCAUGCACAGUCCAACAAAAAGCAAUAUGACGGACAUCAAGUGCUACGUGUAGAGACGAACGGGCGACCUAAUGCUGUGUUGAAAAGACUGGCCAGCAUAUCCUUGCAGCCGUGGAAAGAAGAAACCGUGGGAAACUACUUCGAUGUUGUCGUCCCACCUGAGAAACUCGCCGAAUUCGAGUCCCUCAGUCUCAGAAGCACGACUCUCCAUGCAGAUCUCGGGAAGUCCAUUGCGGCAGAGUCCGCUCCACUGAGCACGUGGAAGAGACAGGCCGACGACCUCUCCUGGUACGAUACUUACCAUCCAUAUGAAGAGCAUAUACAAUAUUUCGAAGACCUCCAGACGCUAUUUCCAAACAACUCUGAGCUGAUCUCCUCCGGUACAUCCUAUGAGGGUCGGGAUCUGUUUGGCAUUCACCUGUGGGGUGACGCCGGCCCCGGCAAGCCAGCGGUCCUGUACCACGGUACUGUGCACGCCCGGGAAUGGAUCACGACUUUGGUUGUUGAGUAUCUUACACUGCAGCUCAUCAACGGCUACAAGGCGGGUGAUAAUGACACGAGGGCUUUUCUGGACAGUUUUGACUUCUACAUCAUUCCCAUAGUCAAUCCUGAUGGCUUUGUCUACACUCAAACAACCAAUCGACUGUGGCGAAAGAAUCGCCAGCCAGGCCCAGGAAACUCAACCUGCGUCGGCCGUGAUAUCAACAGAAACUGGGAGUUUUCUUGGAACCCAACUAGCAGUGGUGCUUCUUCCGACCCGUGCGGGCAGACCUACGGUGGAGAAGCCCCUUCAGAUUCGCCAGAGAACAAAGGCCUUGACGGCCUCGUGCGUGAGCUGCGAGACACCGUCGGCAUAAAGCUGUACAUUGACUGGCACAGCUACGGCCAGUACUUCCUCUUCCCUUACGGGUACAACGAGACUAUUUACCUUCCUCAACUCGGGAAAUGGAGCAGGACCGGAUCCCUAAUGAGCGAGACCAUUCGGGACAGUUCCGAUCGCAGGACUACAUUCACGUUUGGCCCCGGGGGUGCUAUUCUUUACCGCUCGGUGGGAAAUUCCCGCGACCACGUGUAUAGUAUUGGAGGAGCGGACUUUUCGUGGACAAUUGAGUUGCCAGACACGGGCACCUUCGGCUUUGUGCUGCCACCUGAGCAGAUCAGGCCGACUGUUGAGGAACAGUGGGCUGGCCAGCAAGUGUUGUACAGUCUACUCAACGAGAUCUUCUUUGACGACGAAGGACCUGCAUAA
Molecule: messenger RNA, 1305 nt
Organism: Diaporthe amygdali
Lineage: Eukaryota; Fungi; Ascomycota; Sordariomycetes; Diaporthales; Diaporthaceae
Product: zinc carboxypeptidase
Exons: 3
Coding region: 1-1305 (434 amino acids)
Biological process (GO): proteolysis
Molecular function (GO): zinc ion binding; metallocarboxypeptidase activity
Source: RefSeq, a predicted model, not a curated record